Trichoderma breve is the source of this 1029-nucleotide messenger RNA. RefSeq lists its product as uncharacterized. Gene Ontology annotation, biological process: protein depalmitoylation. Gene Ontology annotation, molecular function: carboxylic ester hydrolase activity; palmitoyl-(protein) hydrolase activity. The transcript has a single exon. The coding region runs from base 1 to 1029 and encodes 342 amino acids. Gene Ontology annotation, cellular component: cytoplasm. The record is from RefSeq and is a predicted model, not a curated record. NCBI's taxonomy places the organism in Eukaryota, Fungi, Ascomycota, Sordariomycetes, Hypocreales, Hypocreaceae.
AUGUUUUCUAUUCCUCAAAACGCUCAGGCCCAACAGGCCACAGCAUCCUUCAUCUUCUUACCUGACAUGAAAUCCUCAGGACGCAAGCUUCUGUACGAAAUCGAACAAGCGACGAAGCCAUAUACGUUGGCCAGUAUUAUGGGGCAAGCGAGAUACGUCAUGUGCGAUCUACCGUUUUAUGAUUUACGGGAGACAGCUGGCACAAACCAAGACGCAGUCCAUGAUCCUGCUAUGGCAAGUCGCUGGUUCUUGACUGACAACCCUGUCGGGACCGACGAGACGGCAACUGCGAGCCAAUGGAAGGACCUUAGUAUUUGUAUUAACACGAUCAAGACUGUGGUCAUGACAGAGGCUGCGAUAGUUGGUCGAGAAAACGUCUUCCUUGUGGGAUUCGGAAUAGGAUUCGCGGCUGCGACGGCGUUUCUCAUGCAAUCCGAAGAGCGCCUUGGGGGGCUUUUGGGUGUUCACCCGGUGAUACCGUUUUACAGGGAUUUCAAAUACAUUGCUAUGGAAGGGCAGACAAAGGCAGUGAUGAACGCUUUGUGGAAGAUGCCUAAAAAGGACGAAACCAGCUCUGAAGAGGAUGAAGCCAACUCUGAGGCCUCGUCUGUAACUCUUGAUGGCGACCGCGGCUAUGACUGCGGCCAUGUACCUGUACAGACUCACGAAGCGAGACGCGCGCGACUGAUGGGAUUCUUCCAAUACCUUGCUACUCAAUGGGACGCGCCGACCCACAAGCAAUACAUCGAUCGUACAGACGCUUCUACACCCGUGGUGUUAAUCCAUGGCCUGGACGAUGAGCAGAUUUCCUUUACGCAUGCGAAACUAGCCGUGCAGGCGUUUUGGGAACUUGGUUACAAGGCUAAACUGAAGAUCAUGGAUGGAGAGGGCCAUACGCUGACUCGGAACAUGAUUGGAGAGCUUUUCAACAGAUUUAUGAUGCAAAACUUGGGGAAUGAAGAGGUGAGGGCACAAUUGGGCACGCUUCUUAGUGAGGGAAUUUUUGAACGUUGGUGCAAUGAAUGUUAG